UUCAAAUUUAUAGGUAAAAGUAAAGAGGCCGAAGUGAAGCGCAUUAAUAAGGAACUCGCCAACAUUCGCAGUAAGUUCAAAGGCGAUAAAACACUCGAUGGCUAUCAAAAGAAGAAAUAUGUGUGCAAGCUGUUGUUUAUUUUUCUACUGGGGCACGACAUCGACUUUGGGCACAUGGAGGCGGUCAAUUUACUCUCUUCGAACAAAUAUUCUGAAAAACAAAUUGGUUAUCUAUUCAUUUCGGUUUUGGUAAACACUAAUAGCGAUUUGAUACGCUUGAUUAUACAGUCAAUCAAAAAUGACUUGCAAUCGCGCAAUCCUGUACAUGUGAACUUGGCUUUGCAGUGUAUCGCUAAUAUUGGCAGCCGGGAUAUGGCGGAGUCUUUCUCGAAUGAGAUACCAAAAUUAUUGGUAUCGGGUGAUACAAUGGAUGUUGUUAAGCAAUCAGCUGCACUUUGUCUUCUUCGUCUGUUCCGUUCCAGUCCUGACAUAAUACCAGGAGGAGAAUGGACUUCCCGUAUUAUACAUUUGCUCAACGAUCAGCACAUGGGUGUGGUAACUGCUGCUACUUCAUUAAUUGAUGCGCUUGUUAAGCGCAAUCCAGAGGAGUACAAGGGUUGUGUUAAUCUGGCCGUGUCUCGUCUCUCACGCAUUGUCACUGCCAGCUACACGGAUUUGCAGGAUUACACAUACUAUUUUGUCCCAGCGCCGUGGUUGUCUGUGAAACUUCUGCGCUUGCUGCAGAACUAUAAUCCAGUAACAGAAGAGCCGGGAGUGCGUGCGCGGUUAAAUGAAACACUCGAAACUAUUCUGAAUAAGGCGCAAGAGCCACCGAAGAGUAAAAAGGUCCAACAUUCAAAUGCCAAGAAUGCAGUUUUGUUCGAGGCUAUCAAUUUAAUCAUUCAUAGCGACAGUGAGCCAAAUUUGUUGGUGCGUGCUUGCAAUCAACUUGGACAAUUUUUGAGUAAUCGUGAGACAAAUUUACGUUAUUUGGCUUUGGAGUCAAUGUGCCAUUUGGCCACAUCGGAGUUCUCACAUGAAGAGGUGAAAAAGCAUCAGGAAGUUGUCAUCUUGUCUAUGAAGAUGGAGAAGGAUGUUUCGGUGCGCCAAAUGGCCGUGGAUCUGUUGUAUGCGAUGUGCGAUCGAGGCAAUGCUGAGGAAAUCGUGCAAGAAAUGCUGAACUACUUGGAGACGGCUGAUUACUCCAUACGCGAGGAAAUGGUGCUAAAAGUAGCAAUUUUAGCAGAAAAAUACGCCACUGAUUACACUUGGUACGUGGAUGUCAUUCUCAAUCUGAUUCGUAUUGCUGGCGAUUAUGUUUCAGAGGAAGUCUGGUAUCGCGUUAUACAAAUCGUUAUCAAUCGAGAGGAAGUACAAGGUUAUGCAGCAAAAACUGUAUUUGAACUCGUCUUGCGAUUGUACUUUGCCGCGAUAAAUACUUGA
Messenger RNA from Rhagoletis pomonella (apple maggot), 1443 nucleotides. RefSeq names its product AP-2 complex subunit alpha-like. The annotation marks the transcript as partial. Gene Ontology annotation, biological process: clathrin-dependent endocytosis; intracellular protein transport. The record is from RefSeq and is a predicted model, not a curated record. Gene Ontology annotation, molecular function: clathrin-cargo adaptor activity. The transcript is spliced from 6 exons. Lineage: Eukaryota; Metazoa; Arthropoda; Insecta; Diptera; Tephritidae. Gene Ontology annotation, cellular component: AP-2 adaptor complex; membrane coat.